GACUGUCAACAAGACCUGCCACGGAAGUUACUUCUUCAGCGGCACCCGCAGAAAACCGCCCCAUAACAGAUCAACAGCAAGGAGCCGGUAACCCGCAGGAGCUGCAGGCUGUGGUCGCCCGCUCCGGGGCAAGGGGGUGAUUAUGUGGCCGGGACGGCGUCUGUAACGUGGCUUUUAACAGAUCUCAGGCCAGGCUCAGAGAGGGCGCAUUCCUUGGAGGGAUUUCCCAUUUAGUGUGUUCAUAUUAAUGCAAAGAUGGAGGUGAACGGAGCCCCCCCCGACGUCCUCCUCCAGCAUCCCUGGCUUCCUGUGGGCAUCAGCGGCUGCCAGCUCCUCGCUAAGAUCUGGUUUGGAGACGCGGCGUACCACCUCCUGCUGACUGACAUGAGCUGCGUAUGGGAGGAGAGGAUGGACUCAGCCGCCAUCCAGAGGCGAUCACAGGAGCUGAACCGGCGUUUGCGAGCCCCGGUCAAAGCUUUCUUCUCCCACCUGUGUGAGGUGGCUCGGCCCUGCCUGUCGGGAAGCGGCGAGCGAACCGAUGGCGAGGCUCAGAUCUCCCUGACGCGACGCGAGGACGACAACAUCAGCAUCAGUCUGAAGAGCGAGCUGGCGGAGCUGCCCUUCUACUGGGAGUUUCGCUGCACCCCUGCCCCUGUCACACUGGUGUGUACUCAGCUGCUGCGCCCCCUGCUGGCGAUGAGCCGCCUGCUGCAGCGGCAGGUGGGGCAGCUGGGAGGUCUGCUGGUGAAGAAGGACUUGGAGAUCCAGGACUACAGAGAGAACGGAGCCACGCUCAGCAGAGAGCGGCUGCAGACGGAUGUUUUUGAGGAGCAAACCAACAGAGAGAACUUCGUUUCAAAGGCUCUCCCUCUGGUUUGUUCUGAGCAGCAGGAAACUCUGGGCUUCGACGAUGACCUGCAGCAGCUGUACGCCUCCAUCGUCGCCCACGGAAACACACGUGCACUAAAACGCAAGCUGUCGGAGGAGCGCUCGGUUCAGGAGGACCGGCCGGUGGCCACUGAGGAACAUGACCUCACUCCAUCCUUAGAUCUCGGGUCUGUCAGCGAAACACCUGAGAAGGUUGGAGAACAGAGCCACAAGCGGAUGGAUGCGACUGCAGCCACAAAGGCCGACGGAGCGACGGUCCAAAAGUCUAUUGACCAUCCAGCGGGGCGACCGUCCUCCAAACCAAAGAAGAAGAAAGUCGGACUGUUCCGAUGAGCCCGAGCAGUAGGACACACACACACUCCAUUAAGAACUUCAUUAGGAAAAGUGCUUUUGGAGAAAAAUGGAAAACGGGUCUGCCUUGAAAAGCAUUUUUAAACCUUUACUUUUGCAGUAUGGGAUAUUUUAUCUGGUUUUAAUAUCAAGCAGUACUGAUCAUAGAAACAGAUUUUAGACUUUUAAAGUUUAAAUUAAAUAAUCGCAUUUUAAAAUUUUUAAUGAUUUUAUGGUCUGCAACAUGAAGCUUGAUUUUAGUUCUAUAUUAAAGUUCAAGUCUUAUCUGAUCAUUGUCAUCACACUUGAUGUUUUGUGACUCAUUUGGAUUAAGCAGCUAACCAGUUGAGUUAUUAAGUGUUUUAUUGAACAAUCAACUUCCGUGUGGAUUGAAACUGAUUCAUUGUAUUUCUGGGACAUUUGGACAAGUCAAACAAGGUGUUGAUUAAAGAUGUGAGUAUCA
Messenger RNA from Limanda limanda (common dab), 1681 nucleotides. It is a transcript of the gene nhej1, whose product is annotated as nonhomologous end-joining factor 1. Bases 256 to 1221 code for a protein of 321 amino acids. The transcript is spliced from 9 exons. The record is from RefSeq and is a predicted model, not a curated record. Gene Ontology annotation, cellular component: nucleus; DNA ligase IV complex. Gene Ontology annotation, molecular function: DNA end binding. NCBI's taxonomy places the organism in Eukaryota, Metazoa, Chordata, Actinopteri, Pleuronectiformes, Pleuronectidae. Gene Ontology annotation, biological process: double-strand break repair via nonhomologous end joining.